Messenger RNA from Acanthosepion pharaonis, 837 nucleotides. NCBI's taxonomy places the organism in Eukaryota, Metazoa, Mollusca, Cephalopoda, Sepiida, Sepiidae. The record is from the annotation of a GenBank genome assembly.
AUGACUACAGCCAUUCUUUCUUACUUUUUCCCUUUUCAUCUUUCUGUGAUUUUUCUUUCUUUCUUUCUUUCUUUCUUUCUUUCUUUCUUUCUUUCUUUCUCUUUUUUUUUUCCUUUUCAUUCAUUUUCUUUCUUUCUUUCUUUUCUUUCUUUUUUUUUUUUUUUCAUUCUUUUUCUUUCUUUUCCCUUUUCAUCUUUUUUUUCCUUUUUUCAUUCUUUUUCUUUCUUUUUUCUUUCUUUCUUUCUUUCUUUCUUUCUUUUGUCGUUUUUCUUUCAUUCUUUUCUUUCUUUUUUCUUUCUUUCUUUCCUUCUUUCUUUAACUUUCUCUUUUUUGUUUUUCAUUCAUUUUUCAUUCAUUAAUUCGUUCUUUCUUUUUCUCCUUUUUCUUUCUUUCUUUUUCUCCUUUUUCUUUCUUUCUUUUUCUCGUUUUCUUUCUUUCUUUUUUUCUUUCUUUCGUCCAUCCGCCCGUCCCUUUGUCGUUUUUCUUUCUUUUUUUCCCACAUUUCGUACAUCUAUCGCUAUUUUUCCUUCUUCCUUUCUUUCGUCCUUCUAUCAUUUUCUUUCUUUCUUUCUUUCUUUCUUUCUUUCUUUCUUUUUUUCUAUUUGCGCCUCAUCUUUUUUUAAUUUUCUAUUUCUUUAUCCUUCCCUCUCUUUUAAAUCACAUCUUUCUUCCUAUUCUUUCUCUUCUACUCUUUAUGCAUCUAUCACCAUUUCCUUAUAUCCUCGUUCUUCUCACUCCUAUAAUUUGUCUCUCUCUUUCAACUUCUUUUCCAACUGGACUACCACUCUCCAGUUUUCUCUCACCUGGUUACCCCACCCCCCUCUUUCUUUCCACUGA